GGCGGGGAGCCGGCCCGAGUCACGUGACGGUGCCAACAUGGCGGCGCCGUGGCGGCGGCGCUGUGGCGGCCGCUGAAGGAGGCGCGGUUCUUCCGGGUGAUGGGCUUUGAGCGCUCCCGGCCCCGCCAUGCAGCCGCCGGCCCGCGAGCAGGACGCCCGCACCAAGAGCAUGUUCGUGUCGCGGGCCCUGGAGAAGAUCUUGGCCGAGAAGGAGGCGAAGCGGCCCCCGCACGGGCAGCUGCGGAGAGCCUGCCAGGUGGCGCUGGAUGAAAUAAAGACAGAACUGGAAAAAAAAAGAGAAGGCACUGUUGCUCCACCAAAAGCAAACUUCAUUGAAGCUGAUAAGUACUUCCUUCCCUUUGAGCUGGCCUGCCAGUCAAAGUCACCGCGCAUUGUCAGUACUUCACUGGAUUGUUUACAGAAACUUAUUGCAUAUGGACAUAUCACUGGCAAUGCCCCAGACAGUGGAGCUCCUGGGAAACGCCUGAUUGAUCGGAUAGUUGACACAAUUUGCAAUUGCUUUCAGGGUCCUCAAACAGAUGAAGGAGUACAACUGCAGAUAAUUAAGGCUCUCCUCACUGCAGUAACGUCUCCGUAUAUAGAAAUUCAUGAAGGAACAGUUCUCCAGACUGUUAGAACCUGCUACAACAUCUAUCUGGCCAGUAAAAAUCUUAUUAAUCAGACAACUGCCAAAGCUACUCUUACACAGAUGCUAAAUGUCAUUUUCACACGGAUGGAAAAUCAAUCUGUACAAGAAUCCAGAGAAGUGGGAAAAACAAAUCAGCAAAAAUCCCAGUCUCCUGCAAUUCAAGCAGUGACCAGAUCUCCAAAGAUGGGUCAGGUAAAGCACCACUAUCAGGAAGGCAAAUGCACUGCUCCUGUAAGUGUGGAAUUAACUAAUGGUGAGCCUGAGAGGACAGGAUACGGAAAUGUGAAGUCGGAGCAGGAUUUGGUUCCUUCAGCAUCAGAGGAAACAACUGAUGGAGGAAAGGAAAUGGUUAAAGGCAUCUUGGAAGAUGUGGUUGAGUCAGCUGUGAAAGUAGCUGAAGAGAAGCAGGUAACAGAAAUGGCUAAGGCUCUACCUGCAGUAGAGACUGCAGAUACUAUUCUUUCUGGCUCUAGUAGUGAAAACAUACAAACAAAUGGAAUUCCAGAUGAUGGACAGUCUGUUUCCUCUACUGAUAAUCUGGAAGCAGACAUAUCUGGCCAUCAAGCGGCUGCCAAAUUUUCUCAUGUUCUGCAAAAGGACGCCUUCCUCGUGUUCCGGUCACUGUGCAAGCUCUCCAUGAAACCACUUGGUGAUGGACCACCAGAUCCUAAAUCCCAUGAAUUGCGUUCUAAGAUAGUGUCUCUCCAGCUUCUUCUCUCAGUACUACAGAAUGCUGGUCCAGUUUUCAGGACACAUGAAAUGUUCAUCAAUGCAAUCAAGCAAUACCUUUGUGUAGCAUUGUCUAAAAAUGGAGUCUCAUCUGUUCCUGAUGUGUUUGAGCUCUCUAUUGCCAUCUUUCUCACACUUCUCUCCAAUUUUAAGACUCAUUUAAAAAUGCAGAUCGAGGUGUUCUUCAAAGAGAUCUUCUUGAAUAUUUUAGAGACUUCUUCAAGCUCAUUUGAGCACAAAUGGAUGGUGAUUCAGACUUUAACUAGAAUUUGUGCAGAUGCCCAGUGUGUAGUGGAUAUUUACGUUAACUAUGACUGUGAUUUAAAUGCUGCUAAUAUAUUUGAACGCCUUGUAAAUGAUUUGUCCAAAAUCGCACAGGGACGAAGUGGGCAUGAAUUGGGAAUGACACCUUUGCAGGAAUUAAGCCUGAGGAAAAAAGGGCUUGAAUGUUUGGUUUCUAUUUUAAAAUGUAUGGUAGAAUGGAGCAAAGACCUUUAUGUGAACCCCAACCAUCAGACAAGCUUGGGUACAUAUAAGCCAUCUGAACAGGAAAUAGCUGAAGGAAAAUGCCUUGACAGUGGAGGGAGACGAAGUAGUGUCAGUUCCUUGGACUCCACUGUGUCAUCAGGAGUUGGGAGUGUUGGUACCCAGACUGCUGUCCCAGAUGACCCUGAGCAAUUUGAAGUCAUCAAACAACAAAAGGAAAUAAUUGAACAUGGGAUAGAGCUGUUUAACAAAAAACCAAAGAGAGGAAUACAGUAUCUACAGGAGCAAGGAAUGCUUGGCAGUACUGCUGAGGACAUUGCACAGUUUCUGCACCAAGAAGAACGUCUCUGUUCUACUCAAGCAGGGGAAUUUCUUGGGGAAGGCAGCAAGUUUAACAAGGAAGUGAUGUAUGCCUACGUGGACCAGCUUGAUUUCUGUGGGAAAGACUUUGUCUCUGCUCUACGUAUAUUUCUGGAAGGCUUCCGGCUGCCUGGUGAAGCCCAGAAGAUUGAUAGAUUAAUGGAGAAGUUUGCUGCUAGAUAUAUUGAAUGCAACCAACGGCAAACGCUGUUUGCUAGUGCUGACACUGCCUAUGUUUUGGCAUACUCCAUCAUAAUGCUGACUACAGAUUUACACAGUCCACAGGUAAAGAAUAAAAUGACAAAGGAACAAUACAUUAAAAUGAAUCGAGGAAUCAAUGACAGUAAAGACCUGCCAGUAGAGUAUUUAUCCACGAUCUAUGAAGAAAUAGAAGGAAAGAAAAUUGCCAUGAAGGAGACAAAAGAAUAUGCAAUUACAACCAAGUGUAGUAAACCAAGUGUAGCGAAUGAGAAGCAGCGGAGGCUUUUGUACAACUUGGAGAUGGAACAAAUGGCUAAAACUGCUAAAGCUCUCAUGGAGGCAGUAAGCCAUGCAAAGGCUCCUUUUACUAGUGCCACUCAUCUGGAUCAUGUCAGGCCCAUGUUCAAACUUGUUUGGACUCCAUUGUUAGCAGCUUACAGUGUUGGUUUGCAGAACUGUGAUGACACAGAAGUUGCAUCCCUUUGUUUGGAAGGCAUACGAUGUGCAAUUCGAAUAGCCUGCAUCUUUGGAAUGCAGCUUGAACGAGAUGCUUAUGUACAGGCCCUUGCUCGGUUUUCCUUGUUGACUGCCAGUUCCAGUAUUACAGAAAUGAAACAGAAGAACAUAGAUACCAUUAAGACACUUAUUACAGUUGCUCACACGGAUGGCAACUAUCUUGGGAACUCUUGGCACGAGAUCCUGAAAUGUAUUAGCCAGCUGGAGCUAGCACAACUUAUAGGAACUGGAGUAAAAACUCGGUAUUUAUCUGGUGCUGGACGUGAAAGGGAAGGAAUUAUUAAAGGCUAUGCAUCUGGAGGGGAAGAGUUUAUGGGCCUCGGAUUAGGUAAUCUUGUUGGAAGUGGUGCUGAUAAGCGGCAUAUGGCGAGCAUUCAAGAGUCAGUGGGAGAGACCAGUUCCCAGAGUGUCGUGGUAGCAGUAGACAGGAUAUUUACAGGAUCUACUAGGCUGGAUGGAAAUGCAAUAGUUGACUUCGUCCGCUGGCUGUGUGCUGUCUCUAUGGAUGAGCUGGCUUCCCCACACCAUCCACGCAUGUUCAGUCUGCAGAAGAUAGUGGAGAUAUCCUAUUACAACAUGAAUCGCAUUAGGCUGCAGUGGUCAAGGAUUUGGCAAGUGAUUGGAGAUCACUUCAACAAGGUUGGCUGUAACCCUAAUGAAGAUGUUGCCAUCUUUGCAGUAGACUCAUUAAGGCAGCUGUCCAUGAAAUUUCUUGAGAAGGGAGAGUUGGCCAACUUCCGCUUCCAGAAAGACUUCUUAAGGCCUUUUGAGCAUAUUAUGAAGAAAAACAGAUCUCCAACUAUUCGGGACAUGGUAAUACGCUGUAUUGCUCAGAUGGUGAACUCUCAAGCUGGCAAUAUUCGCUCAGGCUGGAAAAAUAUCUUUGCUGUCUUUCACCAAGCAGCAUCAGACCACGAUGGGAAUAUUGUGGAGCUGGCCUUUCAGACUACAGCACAUAUAGUUACAAAUAUUUUCCAACAGCACUUUCCUGCAGCAAUUGAUUCAUUCCAAGAUGCAGUAAAAUGUCUCUCUGAGUUUGCUUGUAAUGUUGCAUUUCCGGACACCAGCAUGGAAGCAAUCAGACUUAUUCGGUAUUGUGCAAAAUAUGUUUCAGAAAGACCACAGGUAUUAAGAGAAUACACGAGUGAUGACAUGAAUGUUGCUCCUGGGGACAGAGUAUGGGUCAGAGGAUGGUUCCCCAUUUUAUUUGAGCUUUCUUGUAUCAUAAAUCGUUGCAAAUUAGAUGUUCGAACAAGAGGUUUAACAGUGAUGUUUGAAAUAAUGAAGAGUUAUGGCCAUACCUUUGAAAAGCAUUGGUGGCAAGAUCUGUUCAGAAUAGUAUUUCGGAUUUUUGAUAAUAUGAAACUUCCUGAACAACAAACAGAGAAAUCUGAAUGGAUGACCACUACAUGCAACCAUGCACUUUAUGCAAUCUGUGAUGUAUUCACACAGUUUUAUGAAGCUUUAAAUGAGAUCCUUCUUCCUGACAUACUUGCACAGCUACACUGGUGUGUAAAACAAGAAAACGAGCAGUUGGCUCGAUCAGGUACAAACUGCCUGGAAAAUCUGGUAAUACUAAAUGGACAGAAAUUCAGCCCAGAAGUCUGGGGCCAGACGUGCAAUUGUAUGCUAGAAAUCUUCAAAACUACCAUUCCUCAUGUCUUGCUCACGUGGAGGCCAGCGGGAAUGGAGGAAGAUUCAGCUGAAAAGCACUUGGAUUUGGACCUAGAUCGUCAGUCAUUAAGCAGUGUGGAUAAAAACGCUUCAGAAAGAGGACAAAGUCAACUUUCAAAUCCAACAGAUGAAAGCUGGAAAGGUGGUCCUUAUACAAACCAGAAACUGUUUGCUGGCCUCCUUAUAAAGUGUGUGGUACAGUUGGAGUUGAUACAGACCAUUGAUAACAUAGUAUUCUAUCCAGCAACGAGCAAGAAGGAAGAUGCUGAGCACAUGGCUGCAGCUCAGCGAGAUGCACUGGAUGCAGAUAUCCACAUUGACACAGAGGACCAAGGAAUGUAUAAACACAUGUCUUCACAUCACCUCUUCAAGUUACUGGAUUGUUUGCAGGAGUCUCAUUCUUUUUCAAAAGCCUUUAAUUCAAAUUAUGAACAAAGAACUGUGUUGUGGAGAGCAGGGUUCAAGGGUAAAUCAAAACCUAAUCUCUUAAAACAAGAGACCAGCAGCCUGGCUUGUUGCUUGAGAAUACUCUUUCGAAUGUAUGUGGAUGAAAACCGCCGAGACUCCUGGGAUGCCAUACAACAACGUCUGCUUAGUGUAUGCAGUGAAGCUCUGGCAUAUUUUAUUACCGUGAACUCAGAAAGCCACAGAGAAGCUUGGACCAAUCUCCUGUUGCUGCUUUUAACAAAAACACUAAAAAUCAGUGAUGAAAAGUUUAAGGCACAUGCUUCAACAUAUUAUCCAUACUUGUGUGAAAUCAUGCAAUUUGACCUGAUUCCUGAGCUUCGAGCUGUGCUACGGAAGUUCUUCCUGCGUAUAGGUGUUGUGUUCAAAAUCUGCAUAACAGAGGAGCAAAUACGGACAACUGGGACACAUUUACCCUCGUGGUAGCCCUAAGUAGAAUUGGUUACUUCUCUUCUACAUAAAGCUGUUCCAGAGAUGGACUGAAGUGGAUGGGGGAAGAAAUGGGACCCUGGUAUAUCAAAAGAACAGCAAGUUACUCUUAACACAGUGGCAUUUGAGGAGCAAUGGGGAGGGAAGAGGGGAAGGGAAGGGGGGGAAAAAUUCCUGGCCAUCCUAUGAGACUAUCACCAAUUUUUAUUUAAAUUAUUGCUAACAGAAUUAGUGCUGUAGAUAUAAAGUCUGUUUGUUUCCAUGUUCAUCAUCCUUAUGAUCAAGCUUGUCUCUUCUAGUCUUUUAUCAAUUGUUCAGUUUUGCAGCCCAACCGAAUCUUAUAAAUCAAUUGGAUUCCUCAAUGGAAGUUAUUCCCCAUGGAAGUAAUAAAUAUAGUUGUGUAGCCUUGUGAUGUCAGCAUGUGCUCAUAAUAAACUGUACUGCAGUGGCUGAUGACCACCUCAGAUCA
Messenger RNA from Phasianus colchicus (ring-necked pheasant), 5978 nucleotides. It is a transcript of the gene ARFGEF2, whose product is annotated as ARF guanine nucleotide exchange factor 2. Gene Ontology annotation, molecular function: guanyl-nucleotide exchange factor activity. The record is from RefSeq and is a predicted model, not a curated record. Gene Ontology annotation, biological process: regulation of ARF protein signal transduction. NCBI's taxonomy places the organism in Eukaryota, Metazoa, Chordata, Aves, Galliformes, Phasianidae.